This is a messenger RNA of Fusarium verticillioides 7600, 1801 nucleotides long. RefSeq lists its product as hypothetical. NCBI's taxonomy places the organism in Eukaryota, Fungi, Ascomycota, Sordariomycetes, Hypocreales, Nectriaceae. The record is from RefSeq and is a predicted model, not a curated record. The transcript has 3 exons. The coding region runs from base 165 to 1340 and encodes 391 amino acids.
UUUCUACAUCCUAGCUCCUUGUUCGAAAGAUAUAAGUUCCUCUGCAUGUCCCAUCAACAUGGAAGAAGGGCUGUUAUUCUGCACGGUCAUCUUCUCAUCUAGUGACUGCUCAGUUUCAAUAAAAGCCUCUUUUUAUCCUUCUAAUAUCUUUGAGUCGAGAUACAAUGGCGCCUCUUGCUCAUGACCCUUCGGGCUAUCUCAUGGAGCCGCCAGAGGGACAAACGAGAACUCUUGUUAACCCGCCGAGCAGUGGGAGCGGAGUUAUUCCUUGUGGUGUUACGACGACGAUCAUUGCUUCGAUUAUUGUUAUCUUGAGGGUCUUUACGAGGAGAUAUGUGGUUAAGAGUGUGUUGGGCGCUGAUGACUACUUGUGCAUAGCUAGUCUCUGUUUCUCUUUCAUCUUUCUCGGUAUCUCAUUAACACUUCUCAACCUUGGUGCUGGAAACCACAUGUGGGAUAUCCCAGUAGCCGAAUACGUUCCCAAGUUCUGGCAGACCAGCAUCGGAGCCACACUCACAUACGCUGCCAGCAUCAGUCUCGCCAAACUCUCUGUCCUCAGCUUCUAUCUUCGAAUCUCUCCUGAUAGAUUCGUCCGUCGAGCCGUCCAUGUCUUGAUGGCUCUCGUCUGCUCAUACACUUUCGUCUACGUCUGCCUCGUCGUGUUCCGAUGCCAGCCUGUAUCCGCAGGAUGGGACCUCACCAUCGAAGGAAAGUGUAUUGGCAUGGAUGUUCUAGUUAUCUUCCUGGUCAUCUGCAGUGUCGUCAUCGAUACUUUCGUUCUUUUGCUUCCGAUCCGCAUCGUCCAGCCUCUUCAGAUUCCAACUCGCCAAAAGAUCUCACUUGCUGUUCUCUUUGCCACUGGAGGCGUCAUCAUUGUCGUCACAAUCAGGAGGGCUACCAUCACUCUUCCCAUCUUGGAGGCACCCGACUAUACCUGGGCUCUUCCACGACAGCUUAUCUUGAGUUUCAUCGAGGUCAACACUAGCCUCGUCUGUGUUUCUAUCCCAGCUCUCAAACCAUUCUGUGUUCGAUAUAUCCCCUUCCUCAUCCACCCUCGCUUUCACUCGCAGGAGAAGAACUCAAAGAAGUCCAACUCGCACAGUCAAGAGAAGAGAAAGAGUCAUACCCUCGACAACGAUUCAUACGAGAUGCCUCAUAGACGAGACUUCAGUGGCGAGAACCCUCAAGAAGAUGAAACACGUCUUUGUCCCGCGAUACCAGAGAACAAUGCCGCUCUGGAGUCAGACGGUGCAAUAGACACCGAGAGCGUUGAUAGCUCAGCCGAUCAAGUACCCCCAGUAGCCGCCAAGCCAAAAACCUGCUCUAGCCAGUUUCUCUAACAAGCGCAGCCAGAGCGCUAAUGGCAUUCAAGUCACCCGGUAAACAGUCAUUACCUACGGACCCAAAGAUUAAUAGAAGGUUACUGCCCUAGCCAAGUGAAGGAUUUCCUAUCUUAUAAGCGCCGCGCCGCUCAAUAGAGCAUGUUAACACUCCAAGGAUGGUAUGGUGUCGGCUGAGUCCGAUCAGAGAGACGUUCAUGGAGGUAAUAAACACUUUUCAAUAGUGUCGAGAACAGGAGGCGCCGGCUGGUUCGAGCCCGAAAGAGUAGGCUGUUGGCAUCGGCCAAGCAUGCGGAUGCCAAUGCGGUACAUAAGCAUAGAAUCGAGACCUUAACGGAAGAAUCAUUUAGAGGAAUUUAGGAUCAGUCAAAGAUAGCGAGUUACAAUUCAACCUUUCAAUAACAAUAACACGUGUUCAGCAGCGUUAGAUUGUUUGUGUAUGUCUUAACUGACAAGGCUGU